AUGUCCCAUACCCCUGAUGUCGAAGGACAACGCGGGCGUAAUGACGCCGACCAACAUAGUUCUGCCGGUCACAACCGCUCCGAGCGGCACGAUGCUUGGAACAAGGCCGCCAAACUCUUCCACAAGCGCGACAAGGAAAAGAUAAAAGCAUGGCAGAAUGAGACGGACGGGUUUCUAAACUUCUCUUCGCUUUUCUCUGCGGUUAUCACCGUUUUUUUGGCAUUCACGUUCCCGACUAUCGAGCCAAACAACGCUUCUCAGAACAGUCUUCUACUCCAAUUGUACAAGAAUCAACUCGAUCCAGAAAACCCUCUUUCUCUCCCCACAAACAUCGCAAAUGUCUUCGACUCUCCCCCUCCCACGUCCGCCGCCAUCCUCCCCAACAUCCUCCUCAUCGUGUCUCUUCUGUUCAGCCUCAUCGCAUCCGGGAAGUCGCUCUGGUUCAAAGAGUGGCUGCGCGAGUACACUCUCGACGAGCCUCGCCACCCGCGCUCCCUCCUGCGUAUCCGGCAGCUCCGACACGACGGCCUCGCCGCAUGGCACAUGCACGCCAUCGUCUCCGCCAUCUCCUUCCUCCUCCAGCUCUCCGUCGCUCUCUUCGCCACCGCGCUCGUCAUGGUCGUCCAGCCCAUUCCCUCCCCGCCCCUCCGGAUCAUGGUCACCACGAUCGCGGCCCUCUGGGUCACGGUCACGCUCGCCGCGGCGGUCUGCCCCACGCUCUCGGCGCACUGCCCGUUCAAGAGUGCGCUCGCGGGGUGGGUGUUUCGCUUGCUGUACGCGACGCGGACCGUGCUCUAUCCGCGCACGCCCGCCGGGUGCGCGAGAAGUUCGCCGCCCGGGGUCCAGACGGGGUCGGGGUCGCAGUGGGAGUGCCGGUACAAGACGUUUGGGGAGCGAGAGCAUGCGGUUGCGGAAGCACUGGGGGAGCUGCUCGACCUCGAGGCACUGGAGUACCUGAACGAGGAGUACUGGGGGCACAAGGACCUCAGGGUGGUGAACCGGUGCUUCAGGGACAUUGCAGAAACCCCGUGGGCGCUGGAGCGCAUCGAGAAGAUCCUCGCGGUGCGUCUGCAUUGCGCGGAGAGGGACCUAGGCUUGGAGAGCGUCGUCAAGGAUAGGUGGCUGUCGGUGGACACGCCGGGAGUCAAGGAUUUGAUGCGAAUUUGGCUCGACAUCGACAAGCAGCAUCCGUCUGGGAGAGGCGAAGUGAAGGAAGUGUUUGGGAAAGCUCUCAGUCCGGACUUUGCAGCUGUUGACGCAGCCACGCUUUUCGGAAGAGAGGACUCAUCUUCGGACUCUGAACACGAGAAAUGA
Molecule: messenger RNA, 1314 nt
Organism: Epithele typhae
Lineage: Eukaryota; Fungi; Basidiomycota; Agaricomycetes; Polyporales; Epitheliaceae
Exons: 3
Coding region: 1-1314 (437 amino acids)
Source: RefSeq, a predicted model, not a curated record